Messenger RNA from Musa acuminata AAA Group (dessert banana), 2230 nucleotides. RefSeq lists its product as uncharacterized. Gene Ontology annotation, biological process: pyrimidine nucleobase biosynthetic process; CTP biosynthetic process. The coding region runs from base 153 to 1946 and encodes 597 amino acids. The transcript is spliced from 21 exons. Gene Ontology annotation, molecular function: identical protein binding; CTP synthase activity. The record is from RefSeq and is a predicted model, not a curated record. Lineage: Eukaryota; Viridiplantae; Streptophyta; Magnoliopsida; Zingiberales; Musaceae.
CAACGACCCGCGGAGAGAGGGAAGAGAGAGGGUGUGUGUGUGUGGAGAGGCGCUCACACCAUCGUCGUGCUCUCUGCUCCGCGGGAGUUGCUGCCGUUUGGCGGCUCUCGUUUCUUGUCCGGGGAUAUCGAGAGAGCGAGAGAGAGAGAGAGAUGAAGUACGUGCUGGUGACGGGGGGAGUGGUGAGCGGGCUGGGGAAAGGGGUAACGGCCAGCAGCAUCGGCGUCAUCCUCAAGGCCUGCGGCCUCCGCGUCACCUCCAUAAAAAUCGAUCCUUAUCUGAACACUGAUGCUGGGACGAUGUCUCCGUUUGAGCAUGGGGAAGUCUUUGUCCUAGAUGAUGGUGGUGAGGUGGACUUGGAUCUCGGAAACUACGAACGGUUCCUUGAUAUCAGAUUAACCCGUGACAACAAUAUCACAACCGGAAAAAUCUACCAGUCUGUGAUUGACAGAGAGAGGAGGGGAGACUAUCUGGGGAAAACAGUCCAGGUUGUGCCACAUAUCACAGAUGCUAUACAAGAGUGGAUUGAACGCGUAGCAAUGAUACCUGUGGAUGGUAAAGAAGGACCAGCUGAUGUUUGUGUUAUAGAAUUGGGUGGAACUAUAGGGGAUAUUGAAUCGAUGCCAUUUAUAGAAGCUUUGGGUCAAUUUUCUUGCCGUGUAGGACCUGGUAAUUUCUGUCUGGUUCAUGUUAGUCUUGUGCCAGUUCUUAAAGCAGUUGGGGAGCCGAAAACUAAGCCAACCCAACACAGUGUCAGGGGAUUACGAGGACUUGGGCUGAUUCCAAAUCUUCUAGCCUGCCGCAGCGAUAAGCCGCUGGAUGUAAAUGUUAAAGAAAAACUUUCACAGUUUUGCCAUGUUCCGGUAGCAAAUAUCAUUACUCUUCAUGAUGUUACAAACAUUUGGCACAUUCCUUUGUUGUUGAGGGAACAAAAGGCACAUGAAUCUCUUCUGAAGCUAUUGAACCUUCGAGGAUGUGCUAAAGAACCCAUGCUGGGAGAAUGGAUGGGUCGAGCUAAACUCUGUGAUACAUUGCAUGAUCCUGUCAGGAUUGCUAUGGUAGGAAAAUAUACUGGUCUUCCUGACUCUUACCUCUCUGUAUUGAAGGCCCUUUUGCAUGCUUCGGUUGUGUGUCGAAAAAAACUUGUUAUUGACUGGGUCCCAUCAUCUGAUCUUGAAGAAACUACUGCAAAAGAGGCACCUGAUGCUUACAGAGCAGCAUGGAUGCUAUUGAAGGGUGCAGACGGCAUUCUAGUCCCAGGAGGUUUUGGAGACAGAGGGGUACAGGGAAAAAUUCUAGCUGCAAAAUAUGCCCGUGAAAAUAAUGUUCCGUACCUCGGAAUUUGUCUUGGAAUGCAGAUUUCUGUCAUUGAAUUUGCUCGAUCUGUUAUGAAUUUGAAGGAGGCAAAUAGUACAGAGUUUGAUCCGGUUACAACUUCUCCAGUUGUUAUUUUUAUGCCAGAGGGUUCCAAAACUCACAUGGGAGGUACAAUGAGACUUGGAUUAAGAAGGACUUAUUUUGAGGUUGCUGAUUGCAAAUCUGCAAAGUUGUAUGGCAACGUCCGCUUUGUGGAUGAACGGCAUCGGCAUAGAUAUGAGGUAAAUCCUACUAUGGUUGCGGAAUUUGAAAAGGCUGGUCUUGCUUUUGUUGGUAAGGAUGAGACAGGAAGACGUAUGGAGAUUAUUGAGCUGCCUGCUCAUCCAUACUUUGUCGGUGUGCAAUUUCAUCCGGAAUUCAAGUCCAGACCUGGAAAGCCUUCUGCUGUUUUCUUAGGACUCAUAGCAGCGUCGUGCAGACAACUGGAUUCUUGGCUACAGGCUCGUCCUUCAAGCAAUGGUUUCUUGACCCCCAAAAUCUACCAAAAUGGGAGCCUGAAGAAAUCCCCCAAGAGCCUAGUCAACGGCAAAUCCAUUCAAGCGGCAACGGCGUGCAUGUCUAACGCGUAAACCGGUUUUUCUGUGUGUCGUUCCUUCAUGAUCUUGUGGUUUUUUCUCGUCAGUUUCGUCCUUCCUCAGUCUGAUUUGCUCUGUGCAGUCGUCGUGAGGUGAAAAGGUUCACCGACCGAUGGACUGGUGCUUGUUCCAGUGUUUUAGCAAGGAGCAGCAUUGUGUUCUUGCGGUUUGAUUUGAUUUCCUUGAGAGAAGAUGAAUACAGCAAGGUUUUGUAAAUCGCUAGCGCCGACUGUUAUUUGACUUUGUAUGAUUUGAUGACUAGUGUUGAUGAUUGUCUA